This is a messenger RNA of Alternaria atra, 1593 nucleotides long. RefSeq lists its product as uncharacterized. Gene Ontology annotation, cellular component: membrane. Gene Ontology annotation, biological process: carbohydrate transport; transmembrane transport. The record is from RefSeq and is a predicted model, not a curated record. Gene Ontology annotation, molecular function: carbohydrate:proton symporter activity. The transcript has 3 exons. The coding region runs from base 1 to 1593 and encodes 530 amino acids. NCBI's taxonomy places the organism in Eukaryota, Fungi, Ascomycota, Dothideomycetes, Pleosporales, Pleosporaceae.
AUGGGUCUCCUUACCAUCGUCGAGGACCGACCGACGCCAAAGGCUGUCUACAACUGGAGAGUCUAUACAGCAGCGUGUGUCGCAUCAUGGGCAGCAUGCAUGAUUGGAUACGACAGUGCUUUCAUCGGCACAACAUUGGCCUUGCCAUCCUUUGUUGAAGAAUUCCGCUUUGCGGAGAUGGACCCCGCAGACCUAAACCUGACAAAGGCAAACAUCGUCUCGGUAUAUCAGGCUGGUGCAUUUUUUGGAGCUUUUGGAGCAUACGCAUCUAGCCACUACAUUGGCAGGAGAAUGUCGCUUAUUCUUUGGGUUCUCAUAUUCAUUCUGGGCGCUGGUAUGAUGUUGGGUGCUAAUGGCGACCGAGGUCUCGGUUUGAUCAUCGGUGGCCGUGUGCUAGCAGGCCUAGGAGUAGGUGGAUGCAGUAACAUGGUCCCAAUCUACAUUUCCGAAUUGUCGCCACCAGCUGUCCGUGGACGACUUGUUGGUAUCUACGAGCUCGGAUGGCAGAUGGGAGGCCUCGUUGGAUUCUGGAUCAACUACGGUCUCCAGGAGACCAUGGCGCCUUCUCACAAGCAAUGGAUUAUUCCUUUCGCCGUACAGCUCAUCCCCGCUGGCUGCCUAUUGCUUGGCGCUUUCUGGAUGCGAGAAUCACCUCGCUGGUGUUUGAGCAAGGGAAAGCGCGAGCAAGCACUGAAGGAUCUCUGCUGGAUCCGCAACCUCCCCCAGGACCACCCAUACAUCGUUGAAGAGCUUGAGGCCAUUGAUGCUCAGGUCGAACAUGACAGACUUACUGUUGGACCUGGUUUCUGGAAGCCGUUCCUUGCACUUAAACAACGCAAGGUACAAUACCGCCUCUUCCUCGGUGGUAUGCUGUUCCUUUGGCAGAACGGAUCUGGUAUCAACGCGAUCAACUACUACUCUCCAACCGUCUUCAAGAGUCUUGGUGUCACAGAAGGAUUCCUCACCACUGGUAUCUUUGGUGUCGUCAAGUGCGUUUUGACCUUUGUCUGGCUCAUUUGGCUGAUUGAUCGUCUUGGCCGUACCAAGCUCCUUAUGUUCGGUGCUUUGGGUGGCUCUCUCUGCAUGUGGUACAUUGCUGCCUACAUCAAGAUCGCCGAUCCAGCGAACAACCCCAAUCCCUCAGGCAAACUCUCUUCCGGGGGUAUCAGUGCAGUCUUCUUCUUCUACCUAUGGACCGCUUUCUACACACCCUCAUGGAACGGUACUCCAUGGGUCAUCAACUCCGAAAUGUACAGCCAGCAGACCCGCUCUUUGGGUCAAGCCUUUGCAGCAGCGAACAACUGGUUCUGGAAUUUCAUCAUCUCUAGGUUCACUCCUCAAAUGUUCAGUUCUAUGGGCUACGGAGUGUACAUGUUCUUCGCAUGCCUCAUGCUGCUCAGCAUACCGUUCGUUUUCUUCCUGAUACCUGAAACUAAGGGUAUUCCACUCGAGCGUAUGGACGAGCUCUUCACAAUCAAGCCUGCAUUCAAGGGUCAUGGUAUUUUGGUUGAGAGGAUGAAGGAGAAUGAGGAAGUAAACUUGGUAAUUAGGGAUGAGAAGGCGAGAGCGGAUGAACACACCGAGAUGGCAUAA